Molecule: messenger RNA, 2782 nt
Organism: Closterium sp. NIES-67
Lineage: Eukaryota; Viridiplantae; Streptophyta; Zygnematophyceae; Desmidiales; Closteriaceae
Source: the annotation of a GenBank genome assembly
UGUCUUGUUUAUCAGAAUUCGUCGUCACCGACCGGAAUCUGUCAUUUUCAAUCGCGAUCCGCCGUUUUUAAUCGGGUUCCGGCAUUCGCGAUCAGUAAGAGAGGCUCAUCAUUACUUGCGACUGGAAAGCGCGUAGUCUCUCUUGGAAGUAGCGUUCCCGACAAAUAAUUGAUCAUUUGCUAGAGGAGACGUUCUUAUAUCGCUUGCAACGGUCGUCGUCAGUUUAAUCCCGUAGCCGCUUAUGGCCCGACGAAAGCCGCCAGAGCCGCAAUCGCAGGCGGACGAAGCCUCGCGACGUGUGCGAACGAGAUCCAUGUCGCGCGGAGUCGCCAGCAGCCAUGCGACGCCCGCAACCAGCACCUUCGCUUCAAGAAGCGGAGGGCAUUCAGGAGGAUGCACCCGCGAAUAUCGCAAGCGACGAGAUCGCACCCGACGUCGCAUGGACAGGCGAUGAGGAGCCAAGCGACGCAAGGGUCCAGAGGGGGCUUGUAGAUCGUACGGCUGAUGAUCGUGCGGAUGACAAUAGCGCUGAUCGUACGGCUGGCGAUGGCGCUACGGCUGGCACGGCUUCUGGACAGGCUGGCGCUGACUCGGAACACGUUGGCGGAGGUGGUGCCAGCGUGGACGCGGGUGACGUGGCGCGCCGUCGAUUCCUCUCGAUCGCACGGCGGAGAGCCGCCCAUUUCGCCCACUUCGACGAUUCCUCCCGCCUCUCCUCCGCUCCCCGCGCGGGCGUGCGUGAACCCCCUCCCGCUGCCCGCGCGUCCGCCCCCUCCGCUUCGGCCCAGGCGGGUGCCGCGGAACGCGCUGCUGGCUCCGACGCGCCCGCGCCUGCUUUGGCUGGGGGGGAAGGAGGACCAGGGGGGGGCAACAGUGCGGGGGGAGGGGGUCGGGGGGGACGCAGGGAGGGGGGAGCAGGUCGGGGGGAGGCGGGGGAGGCGGAGCAUUGGCCGGGCCCGUUUGCCACCGCGAGGCAGCUGGUGCGGGGGAGAGCCGCGGCUGCAGCCGCCAGGCAGGCGCAAGGGGGCGCGGGGGCGCGCACAGGGGGAAGCGCGGCGGGGGAGGUGGAAAAAUCGGAGGGGAGAGCAGGAGCCGGCGCUGGCGCUAGCGCGGUUGUAGCCGGGGGGGUUGUAGCAUGGACUCCCAAAGCUAGGGUUCCAGAUCUGGCUUUAACAGAUUCUAAACAGCAAGGCGGAGUGAAAGAUUGGCGGAUAGGCACAGGAGGGAGUGGGGGAGGCGGGGGAGGGGGGGGAGGGGGGAGAGGUCCGCGGAGCCUCUACUCGUUAUGCCUGGAGCUAGUAGCGACGCAUAUAGAUGGGUUGGAGUCGGUGGAGGGGGUGCCUGACGCGGUGAGGAGGGACCUGAGUGCGUGCCUGAGCGCUCAGAGGCGGCUGGACGGGCGAGUGCUGCACCUGCUGCUGGAAGGAGUGGCGACGGAGCUGAGUGUUGCUGACUGUUCGUUGGUCAGUGAGGCGGAUCUGAAGAGCGCUCUCAGCACCUGCAAUGCCGCCAACCUGGAGCUCUUUCAUCUCUCCAUGUGUGGUCGAAGCCUCUCCGACGCCUGUCUCACCACCACACUCCUACACAGCCCUACCACCCUCCCCGCCCUCCGCUCCCUCGCCCUGCAAGGCGCAUACCGCCUCUCCGACGCCUCCCUCCCCCCUCUCGCCCUCGCCGCGCCUGCCCUCGCGCACCUCUCCCUCCUCCACUGCCCGCUCCUCUCCUCCCCUGCAGUUUCCACCCUCAUCUCCUCCCUCUCCUCCUCGCUCAAUACCCUCCGUCUGGACGGCUGCUGCCAGCUGGACGCUGCUGUGCUGCUCCUGGGGAUGAAGCAGCUGACAGGGCUGUCCUGCCUGUCGCUGGCUGGACUGUCUUCGGUGUCUGACGCUGUACUGAGCGAGCUUCUCCCUGCAAUCGGCUCCAACCUGAAGGAGCUGUCCCUGGCACACUGCGAAGAAAUAACAGACGCAUCAGUGGCAGCAGCAGCAGCCAACGCACCGUCCCUAACCGCUCUAGACCUCUCGCACCUUCCCCUCCUCACUGACGCCUCCCUCCACUCCCUGUGCUCCGCCCAACUCAAGCUUCGCUCGCUCAACCUCACUCGAGCCAGCUUCAGUGACGCUGCUCUCGCGGCACUCAUCCAGGCCUCAGGCGCCGCCCUGCAGAUCCUCUCGGUCAACGCAGUUUAUGAGGCAGGAGACGGUCUGCUUAUCUCUCUGGCGCGCUGCUCCCACGAAUCUCUCGAGUCUCUGGACGUGUCGUGGUGCCGCUCCGUGUCCAACCACGCUCUCGGCCUGCUUGCCGAUUCUUGCCCCAACCUCUCCAGACUCUGCCUCUACGGCUGCUCCCAGGUGACUGAUGUGUUCUACCUCGGGCAUAGCAACCCUCGUCUGCACCUGAUUGGUCAAGUGGGAAUGGUCAUCAACUGACCAGCGCUGCUUGCCAUGCCGCUCCAUAUUCCUCGUGUUGUGUAUACCUCGCCUCGCAUCACAUACUCCUGUGCAGGGGUUUGACGAGCUGCCUGGUUGGUCAAGUGGGGCUGAUGAGGGUUGCUUGCUUGCCGUGCCGCUCCUGGUCCAUACUUGCCGUGUCGUGGUUAGGUCUCCCUGUAUAGAUCUCUUUGUAUCAUGUGUGUUUGUGUUGGACAUCCAGGUGCUUGAUGUGUGAUACCUUGGCCUGGUCACUGGCACUAGGUCUAAGGAAGCACACACAAUGCGUCUCACAUUUGCAUGCAGGUCAGCAUAGUUGCUUUCAUAGUAGAGAGUUAUUCGCCCUGUAAACG